Messenger RNA from Penaeus monodon (black tiger shrimp), 1332 nucleotides. RefSeq lists its product as uncharacterized. Lineage: Eukaryota; Metazoa; Arthropoda; Malacostraca; Decapoda; Penaeidae. The transcript has 2 exons. The record is from RefSeq and is a predicted model, not a curated record. The coding region runs from base 1 to 1332 and encodes 443 amino acids.
AUGGAUCCUGAAAUUAAGCCAUAUCAGAGAAAUGGAUUAGUAGCCCAAAGGCUUACCCUGGAAGUCGAUGACUGUACGAAGAAUCUUAGAAAUAAUGAGGGACUUGCUAGAAAAAGACUAGAAGGAUUAGAGCGAAAGUUAGAUAAGGAUCCACAACUUAAGGAACAAUAUUUUGAUGUGUUUACUGGUUACGAAGAUGAGGGAAUAAUUGAGGAAGUCCCUUCAAAUGAGAUUGUAAGUUCUCAGCCCAUUUAUUAUAUGCCUCAUCGUCCAGUUGUUAAAGAAAGCAGUACUUCAACUAAGAUUAAACCAGUUUUUGAUGCUUCUGCAGCUAGUUACAAUGGCGUUUCUUUAAAUGAUUGUCUUGAGUCUGGUCCUUCACUUAAUCCUGAUCUUGUGAAAGUUUUGAUUCGUUUCAGAAGGUGGAAAGUUGCACUGACUGCUGAUAUUACCAAGGCUUUCUUACAGAUCUGUGUUCAGCAAAAGGACCGAGAUGUUCAUCGCUUUCUUUUUAAAUGCAAAGACUCCAUUAGAAUUAUGAGGUUUGUGCGUGUCCCCUUUGGCAACAUAUGUAGCCAUUUUUUGCUAAAUGCAACUAUCAAAUAUCACUUACAGUCUUUUCCUAAUACUGAAGUCAUAGAAGAAUUAAAGGAAAACCUUUAUGUGGAUGAUUGGCUGUCAGGGGCAGACAGUGCUGAAGAGGUUUCUGAUAAGUUUAAAGAAGCUCAGAGAAUUUUGGCAUUAGCAGGGUUUCCUCUUUCUAAAUGGUAUUUUGGGGACUUUGAUUUAGAUACAGAGACGCAGUUGGUGUCAACAAAAAGAGCAGUUCUGAGUCUCAUAGCCAAGCUUUUUGACCCACUUGGUUUGAUUAGUCCCUUUGUCAUGUAUGCUAAAAUCCUCUUUCAAGACAUAUGGAGACUUGGGCUUGAUUGGGAUGAAGUACUACCUAAAGAGUUGCAAAAUAAGUUCCAGAAUUGGGUUAAGAGUAUUGCUGCUCUUAAAUACUGGAAGAUAAAUCGCUGCUAUUUCCCAGAAAUUUCAUGGAGUAAGUUGUCGGGUCUGGAACUUCAUGCUUUUGGUGAUGCUUCAGAGAAGGGGUAUGGAGCUUCUGUGUACUUAAGAGAUCCCCUUGGGGGUGGGACAUACCAGGUGUCAUUUGUAGUAGCAAGGUCUAGGGUAGCUCCAAUAAAAAGGGUUACUUUACCCCGACUAGAGUUGCUUGGUGCUUUACUUUGUGCUCGGCUCUUAGAUUUUGUGAUGUCUGCCCUAUAUCUCGAUAAGACUGUAACUAUUGUUGUUGGACUGACUCAAAGGUUGCACUUGCAUGGAUAA